AUGUACGACUUUCCCCUCCCCGCAUCCACUUCCCUCCCUCCCUCCCCCCACAAGUCGCACAAGCCACGGCGGCGGUCACAGUCCCCGCUCCCCGGCCUCUCCACCCUCCUCCCAACCCACCACUCAUAUCAUGACUACUCGCCUUCAACGCGCGCCUCCGAUGUUUCGCGUCUCCUCGACCCCGCGUACGCGAGCAGCUCUUCCUCGUCAUCAGCUAGCCCGUCCACUCCCGAGUCGCAGACACAAACACGCGCGUACGUCGACCACAACGGCGACUUCCACGACCCCGACUACCGCGACUUCCCAAUCAUCCGUCCCCCCUCGCGCAACAACAACGUCAGCAAGCGGAGACGGAGUUCGGGCAGCGCGACGCGUUCGCCAAGUCGCGAGCGCUACGCGAUGACCCUCUCCCCGCCACGGCCGAGUUGGGAACGCGACUGGACACAGGAGGUGGACGAGUCGGACGCAGAGGACGAUGACGAGGCCGAGAGUCAGUCACACUUUUCGCACUUCGCCUCGCCACAAUCAUCCCCGCGCAAGCACGCGUCAAGCGCCGUCCGCUCCUCCUACACCUCCACCUACUACUACUUCCCCGACGCCGCGCCGACCUCGAGUCCGUCCGGUUCCCUCGAGGAUGAGAACGCGCUUCAGCUGCACGAGUCGCCCUUCGGUGACAACGCGGCGGAGCUAGUAGAGGAGCCGAAGCGAUGCGCUGUCUUGGUUCGGCAAAGGUCGAAGCCGAAGAAGACAUCUGGUGUAGAGAUGCAGACGGAGAAGGCUGCGGAGUCCGCGCCUUCUCUGCACACCGUCGACGAGGUGACAGAGGACGAUGAGCAUGCGACAACACCGACAUGCUCGCUCGCCCUCCGCAGGCAAUGGCAAGCGGUCUCGGUGCGCGUGCGGUUCGGCGUGUUCCACGCCAAGCGGCGCCUGCUCAAGCGGCACACCACAUAG
Molecule: messenger RNA, 954 nt
Organism: Epithele typhae
Lineage: Eukaryota; Fungi; Basidiomycota; Agaricomycetes; Polyporales; Epitheliaceae
Exons: 2
Coding region: 1-954 (317 amino acids)
Source: RefSeq, a predicted model, not a curated record